GGAUUUACCAAUACCAUCAUCUGGUAAUAAAGAAAAAUUUCUAGACAAGAUUUCAGGAGCAGGCUAUAACAUUAACCAUAUGAUAGGAGCUGGAAUAUUUCGAAACCCCGGUUUUAUAUGGUUUCUGAUUAAGUCACCAGGAAUUGCUUUAAUACUUUGGGUUGUCGGAGGCAUUGUUAGUUUAUUUGGAAGUCUAGUUUACAUUGAGUUGGGUAUUAGAGCAUUUCCUCGUGGAAUAGGAGAACAAAUUUAUAUUGAUGAUGCAUUCAAAAGGAAUUUAGGACAUAUAUUUAGCUUUGUAGCAAUUUUUGCAAUCUUUCCUGGAUCUAUAAUAGCUGAUUCCUUUACUUCCGCCAGAUACCUUCUUUAUGCCAUUCAAGGAAAUUCUUAUGACGAUAAUAAAAUCAUUCUAGCAAUUGUUACAAUUAUUAUGUUAGCAAUAGUCAUGGCAUACCAGAUACUUUCUAACAAAUUAUUCGUCUAUAUAAAUCAAGCACUUGCCUUGAUUAAAAUUAUGGGCUUACUUAUUAUUUCCAUAGUCGGACUAGUAAACUUAUCUAAUGCUGGCAAUUGGAAAACUAUUUUCGAUAAACCUUCACCUGAUUUUGGAGACUAUAGCGAAGCUAUGAUAAAGAUUCUAUUUGCAUAUGAAGAUUUUCUUACUAAUACUGCUUUUAUAACAGUGGUUGAUCAUGAUUAUUAUGUCAACAUGACCAAUUUUAAGGAAAGCUUUGAUAACGCUAUUGCUUUACGUUUUGUUGGAAAUAAUGAUCUUCAAAAAAGUUUUAUGUCAGCAUUUGUCGCAAUUUCUGCUUUUGGGAGAGUAGGGUCAAUGUUUUUCGCUUAUGCACGAAUUAUUGCAUACGCCGAACAAACCAGGUUCAUGCCUAAAAUAUCUAACACAUUCAAUCGUUGGCAUACAAAAUUCA
Messenger RNA from Cetraspora pellucida, 929 nucleotides. NCBI's taxonomy places the organism in Eukaryota, Fungi, Glomeromycota, Glomeromycetes, Diversisporales, Gigasporaceae. The record is from the annotation of a GenBank genome assembly.